AUGGGAAUGGAGCGAAAGGAACUUUCGAGCAAUUGGAGAAAGCUUCAACAGUCUCUCAAGCCCAGUAGCUCAUCGCCUAGCAAGGAUUCAGCUGCGAAAAAACGGACAUCUACUGGUGGCUCGGCAGCAUACAAUGACAGCGUGAAGAGGAGGAGAGUCUUCUCGUCGUCGAAAAGUUCGACCGCUGUUGAUAAUAGCUCACUCCGCGGACCGGCGUUUAAACGGCGGAGAACUAUGUCCACGGCUACAGAUGUAGCAGAUAAUACAGAGACUACGCCGGUAGCAUCUUCAAGGCAGACAGCUUCUGACAAGGACCUAGUGAAUAUAGGGCUAUCACCCGAGAUCGAAGUGGGAAAAUAUGUUGCGAUCGAUUGCGAGAUGGUAGGCGUAGGACCAAACCCCGAUAAGGACUCAGCCCUCGCCCGCGUCAGUAUCGUGAACUACAAUGGUGAUCAGGUCUACGACUCCUAUGUCCGGCCCAAAGAAAUGGUCACCGACUGGCGCUCGCAUGUAAGCGGAAUUCUCCCUAAACACAUGGUCGAGGCGCGCUCGCUAGAGACCGUUCAGCGAGACGUAGCGAAGUUGCUUGACGACCGGAUCUUGGUCGGACAUGCGGUGCGGAACGAUCUCGAUGCGCUACUGCUCAGCCAUUCGAAACGCGAUAUCAGGGAUACCAGUCGACAUCCACCGUAUCGAAAGUUUGCGGGUGGAGGGUCGCCGAAACUGAAGGUAUUAGCUUCAGAGCUUCUAGGGUUAGAAAUACAGGGUAGUGCACACUCGAGUGUUGAAGAUGCCAGAGCGACGAUGAUGCUUUUCCGUAGGGACAAGGAUGGGUUUGAGAGGGAGCAUUUAAAGAAGUGGCCUGCUCGGACGGUGCCGGCGUCUGAUGGGACUGGCGAGCAAAAGAAGAAAAAGAAACCAAAGAAGAAAAAGAAGUGA
Molecule: messenger RNA, 939 nt
Organism: Arthroderma uncinatum
Lineage: Eukaryota; Fungi; Ascomycota; Eurotiomycetes; Onygenales; Arthrodermataceae
Product: RNA exonuclease 4
Exons: 2
Coding region: 1-939 (312 amino acids)
Biological process (GO): ribosomal large subunit assembly; rRNA processing
Cellular component (GO): nucleus
Molecular function (GO): 3'-5' exonuclease activity; nucleic acid binding
Source: RefSeq, a predicted model, not a curated record